AUGAGUUGCCAACCUUUUACUUCGACUGAUACCUUUAUACCUCUGAAUUCUGAGUCUUCUGCAACUCUGCCUCUGAUAAUGCAUCCCAGUGCUGCGGAGUGCCUACCGGUCUCCAACCACGCCACCAACGUGAUGUCCACAGUCCCGUCUAUUUUGUCUUUGAUCCAAACUCCUAAAUGUCUGUGCACAUGUUUUGUGGUGACAACACUGGGAAACACAGCGACAGGACUUCAUUAUUCUGUUCCUUCCUGUCAUUAUGGAAACCAGUCAUCGACCUAUGGCGUGAUGGCAGGGAGCUUAACCCCUUGUCUUUACAAGUUUCCUGACCACACGUUGAGCCAUGGGUUUCCUCCCAUGCAUCAGCCUCUCCUUUCAGAGGACCCCACUGCCGCUGAUUUCAAGCAGGAGCUCAGGCGGAAAAGCAAAUUGGUUGAAGAGCCAAUAGACAUGGAUUCUCCAGAAAUCCGAGAACUUGAGAAGUUUGCCAAUGAGUUUAAAGUGAGAAGAAUUAAGCUAGGAUACACCCAAACAAAUGUUGGGGAAGCUCUGGCAGCUGUGCACGGCUCGGAAUUCAGUCAAACAACGAUCUGCCGAUUUGAAAACCUGCAGCUCAGCUUCAAAAAUGCAUGCAAACUAAAAGCGAUAUUGUCCAAAUGGCUAGAGGAAGCCGAGCAAGUAGGAGCUUUAUACAAUGAGAAAGUUGGUGCAAAUGAAAGAAAAAGGAAACGGAGAACAACUAUCAGUAUUGCAGCUAAAGACGCCCUGGAGAGACACUUUGGAGAACAGAAUAAGCCUUCCUCUCAGGAGAUCCUGCGGAUGGCUGAAGAACUGAACCUGGAGAAAGAAGUGGUGAGGGUUUGGUUUUGUAACCGAAGGCAGAGAGAAAAACGGGUGAAAACAAGCCUGAAUCAGAGUUUAUUUACUAUUUCUAAGGAGCAUCUUGAAUGCAGAUAG
This is a messenger RNA of Dama dama (fallow deer), 954 nucleotides long. RefSeq names its product POU class 1 homeobox 1 (gene POU1F1). The transcript has 6 exons. The coding region runs from base 1 to 954 and encodes 317 amino acids. NCBI's taxonomy places the organism in Eukaryota, Metazoa, Chordata, Mammalia, Artiodactyla, Cervidae. Gene Ontology annotation, biological process: regulation of transcription by RNA polymerase II. The record is from RefSeq and is a predicted model, not a curated record. Gene Ontology annotation, molecular function: RNA polymerase II cis-regulatory region sequence-specific DNA binding; DNA-binding transcription factor activity, RNA polymerase II-specific.